GCGUCUCUUCAAUUCGACUGUCUCGGUUUAUUUUGAAAGUCAUCGAGUUCCUGGUUGCCGUCGUCACUCAUUGUUCGUCUCUCCUCCAUCCUUCGUCUGCGCCGCACUACCAAUUCCUCCUGCCAUCUCUUCCCCCCUUUUCGUCCACCCUCGAUCCCAGCAUCUACUGCUAUCAGGGCCCGGUUGUAGUUGGGUUCCGCAUAGCUCAAGUUCGGCUGGGAAGGUCGCUGGAAAGCCCGCCAAGGAAGACAGAAGAGCUGGCUCGUUGGUUAUACCCUGCAAAUCAAUCCACGCCGUAUCCUGGCACUUCUUUCCAAAUGUCCUAGUUUUACCCUUUGAAUUGUUUCGAAUUGCAAAGCAGUUGAUCCCAUUCGUCUCUUCGCUGUUGGCAUCUGGUUGCUGCCGACCCCGUUUGCACGUGCUUUCUGACCGUCCAGGCCUAAUAGCACGCACCAAGUGACAAGCGUGGGAAGAGGAUUCAUCUUGUCCAACUACAGCUCCCGGAAUGGCAGCUGCUAUCGUGCCGUUGGAAACGGCAUUAAGCGGCGCAAUCGGUGCCCGGGUUCGCAUUACCACGGCCCCUCCCACCGCGAUUACCGUAGAAGGGACUCUUUUUACGGCUUGUCCCAUUACUAACCUGGUCGCUAUCAACACCGCCCCUUCUUCUACUCCCUCGACUGGCUUUGCGGACUCCAAACCGGAGCAUCUCGCAGGCGACUACCACAUUCUCCCUGUGUCGCGCAUCCAGUCAUUCCAGCUCCUUUCCCUUGCGCAAUCCUCCAAUGCCUCUGACGGACAUUCUUUUACCGAUGCCGUACCCGCAUUGCAUCCGCUUGAUAUCCGCGCUCUGAAGGAGCGCGAAGCGACCGUUGUUGCCAAGCUACAGGAUCGCGAGGCACGGCGCGGAAAGGGCGUGACGCACGAGGCGCAGGAGCUUUUCGAUCGAUUUAGCCGGACUAUGCCUACAAGAUGGGAUGGAACAAGCAUCAUUGUCGCGGACGCCGUCGUCGUACCGGCACCCUAUCGUGUAGAUGAUUGCCGUCCUUUGGUGGCGGGGGAUAAGGCUGCUCUGGCUAGAGUCCGCAAAGUGCUCCAAGUGGAACGUCAAAAGAUCGAGUUUCGUAACGCCAGCAAUGCAAUUGGUAAUACCAGCACUUUCACCCGCAAUUCUGGUGCUGUGCCCUCGGCCGUGCCUGCUCCCAGUAACCUCAGCGUAUCCGCAGGACCAGGUGCUGCCGGACAAAGGAAGGGCGGAUGAGGUGCUGUCGAGACACCUAUUCUUUCGCAGUUGUGCCUACCCAGGUAUUUGCUUGCGACUCGGGGUGCUCAUUUGACGGAUUGAAUAAGAACCCUGUCCACUCUGAACGACGAACGACUGAGCAGCAUGAAAUCAGGAUAACGUAGAGGAGAAUAAACAGGUGCGCCUAAUUUUUAUACUCACUGACACUCGGAAAGACGGAGCAAUAGAAGAGCAACCGACGAUACAUAAUGCGGGAGUGAUUCACAGCUAGGUAUUCCAAUCGACUCAGGAUGCUACUUGAGUCACGAGUUAAUGAGGGUGUCAGGAGUGUAAUUAUAAAUUGAAAUGACAACAAUUCACC
This is a messenger RNA of Monascus purpureus, 1601 nucleotides long. The record is from the annotation of a GenBank genome assembly. Lineage: Eukaryota; Fungi; Ascomycota; Eurotiomycetes; Eurotiales; Aspergillaceae.